GGUGGUGGUGGCGGUGGUGGUGGCGGUGGUGGUGGUGGUGGUGGCGGUGGCGGUGGCGGUGGUGGUGGCGGUGCGGAGCCGGACAUCGACGUUGUGUCGACCGGGGGUCAGAGGUCGAGCUGCAAGGACGAGGACGAAGAGGAAGACGACGAUGACGACGAUGAUGACGACGAUGACGACUCGGAUGAUGAGGAGCUGAGUGACUUGGAACAGCUGAUGGGUGACCAGGAGCCAGAGCCAGACAAGUUACCCAAUCUCAUGCAGCCGCCGCAGCAGCUGGCACGCCUAGCAGAGCUCUACCAGAUGCACGUGGGACUGGAGCGAGUGCGUGCCCCUGAAGUUCUCUUCCAGCCCUCACUGAUCGGGGAGGACAGCGCAGGGCUGGCCGAGACGCUGGCCUUCGUGCUGAGUCGGUUCUCGAGUGAGGACCAGCAUGCCCUGGCACAGAACGUCAUCGUCACGGGAGGCAACGCUCAGUACCCGGGACUCUGCGAGCGGCUCCAGCGGGAGAUGGUCGCAACGCGGCCGUUCAACUCCACCUUCAGCGUGAGAGUUGCCUCGGAGCCAGCGCUGAGCGCCUGGCUGGGAGCACGUGACUGGGCCGUGGCUCACGCAGUGUGUGGUGAGCGUGGUGGUGGUGGUGGUGAGCGUGGUGGUGGUGGCGGUGGUGAGCGUGGUGGUGGUGGUGGUGGUGAGCGUGGUGGUGGUGGCGGUGGUGAGCGUGGUGGUGGCGGUGGUGAGCGUGGUGGUGGCGGUGGUGAGCGUGGUGGUGGCGGCGGUGAGCGUGGUGGUGGCGGUGGUGAGGGGUGGAUGACUCGGGCCGACUACGCGGAGAAGGGGAGCGACUAUCUGGUGGAGCACUCUGCCUCCAACGUCUACGUGAAGCCCGCUAGGCCUGCUGCUGCUGCUGCUGCACUCACGUGAUCACCCAUCAGCAUCACCAUCACCACCAUCACCACCAUCAUCAUCAUCACCAUCAUCACCAUCAUCACCACCAUCAUCAUCAC
Messenger RNA from Petromyzon marinus (sea lamprey), 1007 nucleotides. The record is from RefSeq and is a predicted model, not a curated record. NCBI's taxonomy places the organism in Eukaryota, Metazoa, Chordata, Hyperoartia, Petromyzontiformes, Petromyzontidae.